AUGUUGAAGGCCAUUAGCGUCGGCCUCCUUUUUCUUUUAUGUUUGAGUUUUACGUUUGGUUAUCCUCAUGAAUGUGCUCAUGGCCCAGAAUACUGGUGUAAAACAUUUGUAACAGCAUCAGAAUGCGGAGCAUUACGUCAUUGUACAGAUACCGUAUGGAAAUAUCAACAAUACGAAAGUGAAGAUGAAUCAACAACAUGUGAUUGGUGUAAAAAAAUAUUAGAAAAAUCUUCUGAAGCUAUUGGAUUAAUAGAAAAUAAUGAUGCAUUAGUUAAAUCCACCUUAUUGAAUGGUUGUCAACUAUUCCCAUAUGCAACUAUUUCAGCACAAUGUACAACUGUCAUGACAACUUAUUUACCAUCUGUAUUAGUAUUACUCAAAAAUCACCGUUUUCAUACAUUAUGCCGUCUUAUGAAAGCAUGUGAUGUUCAAGAACAAAAACCAGAGCUACCCGAAUCAAUAACACAAAAACAAAUUUUAGUUGGUGGUAAACGUUGUACAUGGGGUCCAUCAUACUGGUGUUCAUCGUUACAAAAUGCUCAUGAAUGUCAAAGUGUGAAACAUUGUUCAACUAAAGUAUGGCCGAACCAAUUAGUGAAUGAAAAAGAUAAUAUUUGUCAAUAUUGUGAAUUUGCACUAACAAAAUUAAGACGUAUACUUGAAACUAAUGAAACAGAAAUUACUGUGGAUAAAUAUUUAGCCGGUGCUUGUUCAAUGUUACCCACAAAAGAACUAAUUGAUCAAUGUGUUAAAAUGUUAACAGAUUACUCUGAACAAUUAUUAGUAUUAUUAAGGACAAAUAUGGAUCCCGGUGUUAUCUGUCAUUUAGUUCAUAUGUGUAAAGAUAGUACAAUAGUAACACGUACAGAAAUCAAAGAACAACUAAAAGUUGCAGUUAUUGUUAAUGAUGAAGAUUCUAUACAAGAAAUUAAAUCAUCUCUGGAUGAAGAAACAAAAAUGUUAUGUCCAGUUCUUGUACGAGCCACAGCAGAUUUGUUCAAUGAAGGAAAACAGCAAAAGGAAAUUCAAAUGUUAAAUAGAGAUGAUUGUAAAAAAUUACAAAAUAUUGAACUCGUACAAAAAUGUGUAAAAUUAGUGGAUACUUAUCAAUCCGAAAUUUAUCGUCAUGUUAUGAAUCGUGUCGAAUUAUCUAAAAUUUGUGGCCUUGUUUAUUCGUCAUCUGAGAAAGAGCAACAAAUAGGACAGGUAACAUCGGAUGUUGAAUGUGAAUUAUGUACAGUAGUGACGUCAAUAGCCAAACGUAUGUUAGAAACAAAACAUAGCGAAGACAAUGUUAUUCGUUAUAUCGAACAAGAAAUGUGUUCCCGUUUACAAAGUUUAGAUAAAAAGGCGUGUCAAAAUUUAUUACAAGAAAAAGGACGAGAAAUGCUUAACAGUCUGACAUCUGGAACGCAUCCAAUGUUAUUAUGUACACAUUUCAAAGUAUGUCUGACAGAAAUAAGUUUACCGUCCAGUCCAUUACAAAAGGAGGAAAUAAUCGAUUUUUUGAAAAAUGACAUAUGUAAAAAACUUGGUGUAUUUAAAGAUGUUUGUGAUGCUUUAAUUGACAAAGAAGGCAAGAAUAUUAUUCAACUUUUGAUCAAUGAUGUGGUGCGUAUAAUUCAUUUUCUCGGUUUAUGUCCAAAACUAAUGACAUUUUUGGAUAAUUUGGCUGUUCAUGAUGAUAAAAACAAAUGUAAACGAUGUAUUGACGAUUUUACACGACGUAAACAUAUUUCUGAGAGAUUAAUUACAAAAGCAUCAGAAUUUAUGAAACAUUUAUGUGGACAAUUACCUCAAAAAGACGAAUGUGAGAAACAAGUUGAUGCAUCUGUUAAUGAUUUACUAAAAUACAUUCAAUCAUUGGAUCCUCAAUCAAUUUGUGUUGAAUUGAAAAUGUGUGAUAAAACAACGGCUCUUUUAUAUAAACCUGAUCUUCUAUUCAAACAUGACGUCGUUAAUAUGGAUUCUGUUAACUGUACACUGUGUAGACUAGCAUUUGAUUUGAUUAAGAAAGCAUUGCAAAGUAAUGCUACAGAGGAACAAAUUCUUGACUAUAUCAAAACUGAUAUUUGUAAAAAGUUACCAUCACUUGAUAAAUUAUGUGAACGAUUAAUUAAUGCAGAAGGACCAAAAAUACUCGAAUUACUUGCCGGUGAUAUUGAUCCACAUAAAGUGUGUCAAAUAAUUGGAAUAUGUCCAAAUGAUCAAACAAUUUUAGCAUGCAAAGAUAAAUGUGAAUGUUGUGUGGAUAAAGUUGAAUCUUAUGAAAGUAAAGCAACAUCAUUUAUUCAAUCAAUGGUAUCAAGUAUGAAAACAUUCUGUGGACAUUUACCAGUAUCCGAACAAUGUAGUCAAAUGGUCGACAAUUUUUCAACUAGAAUGGAUUCAUAUAUUUCAAGUUUGGAUUCAAAAAGAAUUUGUCAAACAUUAAGAUUUUGUCCAACUGGCCAACUUGGAAUCGAAAUGAUUCAUGAUCGAUGUCCCCAUUGUCAAGAUCAACUAGAAUCCAAGCGUAAAUUUUUAUUAUCAUCUGUUGACAAAAUAUCCGACAAUUUAAAAUCGUUAUGUGAUUAUACUCCAUGGGACAAAGAUUGUCAAAGUGUAAUUGAUCGUUCAAUGUUAACUCUUAACGAGAAAAUUGAAAAAAUAAAUCCAAACGAAUGGUGUCUAAAACGAGAAUAUUGUCCAAAAACAUUAACAUCAAAACAUUUAGAAAGACAAUUAGAAAACUAUUUAAAAGAUGAAAUUUGUUCAAAAGGCGAUGAAUCAUUUCAGUUAUUGUGUAAACAAUUAGUGUCAUUUGAUGAGAAAAAGAGUGAAAUGGAGGCAUUGUUCAAAUCAAUAUUGAAUCGAAAUGGUCAACUGGAAGGAUCAGAAUUGUGUGAAUUCGAUGAGGAGAAUAAUGAUAAAGAAUGUAAACCAAAUGUUGAAGAUUUGAAAGAUUGUAAUGAUAAAUGUGAUUGUUGUGUCAAAUUAUACAAGAAAAAGAAAACAUAUAAUCUCAAACAAAUUGAAACAUUACGUAGUGGUUUAUUAGCAACAUGUGAUUGGAGUUCAUCUAAAACACAAUGUACAAAUUGGUUUAAUCGUGUCUGCGAUCGUAUGAGAACAAAAGUUGAUCAAUCUGACUCAGAAAAUUUUUGUAAACGAAUUGGUUUAUGUUCAUCACAAAUAAAUACGCCAAUAGCAAUGAAAUCAGAAUUAAUCAUUGUCAAAACAGAAAAUGAUGAACAAAAGUGUAAAUCUGCUGAUAAAUGUGAGUGUUGUGUUGAUCGAAUUCAACAACGUACAAAUCGUUUAAAAUUAUUGAUCAAUCAUAUUUCGUGUGACAAUAUACCGUGGAAUAAAAAUUGUAAAAAUUCAGUAACACGUGAACAACAACGUUCACUGAAUGAAAUUGAAAAAAUAGAACCGCAACAAAUAUGUCAACAUCUUGGAUUUUGUUCUGCUGAUCAUUCAUCGCUAUUGAAUUCACAUUCAGAAAUGCUAGUACACACUCAAUAUUCACAACUCGAUUCGUUAAAUGAACGAUUAGGUGUGUAUAAAAAGUUAAAUAAAAGCUUGAAAACAUAUAUUCAAAAUGAAGUAUGUCUACGAUAUGGUCAGUUAGCACCACUAUGUAAACAUAUUAUUGGUAGUGUCAAUUCUAUGGAAUAUGAAAAAGUAUAUUUAGCCCUAUUAACAAAGAAUACUUAUUAUAUUCGUCAAGAUGUUGACGAAAAAUUAGCUGAACACAAACGAUUAAAUAUAGACGUAUGUCAAGGAUGUAAAGAUGUUGUACAAGCCACAAAAGAUUUUUGGACACAAGCAAUAGAAACAGUUCGUUCUAGUCUAUUGCACACUUGCGAUUGGUGUCCGGUGAAAGAUGAAUGCCGCGAUUUUUAUACUAGAACUUUUGACUAUGUUAAAGAUUAUUUGGAUAAAAUUGAUCCAGAACAAUGGUGUCAAGCAACUCGUCUAUGUCCAACAUCAAGUGUAACGGUUACGGGAGAUAGAUGUGAACAAUGUACAUCUCGUUUACAAAAUCGAAAAGAUUGUUUUAUCCGUACAAUCGAUCGUUUAACAUCUUAUUUUGAUGAUUUAUGUCAACGAUUUGCAGAUAAACAAUGUCAAAAUUUUGUCAAAGAACAAUCGAAUCGAGCAAAAGAAUGGGUGCAAAUGUUUGAUCCAAAAGAAACAUGUCAACAUAUGGGAUUUUGUACAAUGAUAAGCAAUGAUAAUGAAUACCAACAAGAUCGAUCAUUUGAUGAAUAUGAAAAACAAUUUCAAUCACGAAUUGAAGAUGAAAUUUGUUCAAAAUUAGGACCAUUUAAUUCUAUCUGCCGACAAGUCGCACGUGGAAAUAUGAAAGAAGUACAAACAACAAAAAUUAAUUUAAAUAUCAAAGAUUUAGUUGAACUUGGUGAAAAAAAUAUUUUUACAGCAAAAUUUUUAAAUGAAUGUUCUAACGACAAAUGUGGAUGUUGUGUUAAACAUAUCAAAUGUAAAAUAGCUCAUGCUAAAGAAUUAACACACGAAUUAACGGAAACUCUGACAUCUUUAUGUGAUUAUUGUCCAGUAAAACGUCGUUGUAAAUUAUAUUUUGAAAAACGUGAAGAACAAUUUGAUAAAUGUUUAGAUUAUAUCAAACCAAGACACGCAUGUACAAAAGCAGGAUUUUGUCCAAAUAAAACCGAAGAAGAAACAUUAACCGAUAUUAUUAACGUAGUUCCAUCCCACAUUGAUAUUCCACUUUCAAAUACACAUCUAUGCGAUAAAAUGGGUCCAUUUGCACAAGCAUGUAAAGAAGUUUUAGGAAGUGUAUCUCAAUUUGGAGAAAAAAUGAAUUUAAUAGAAGACUAUUUACCAAAAGCAUCAGUUAAUCUAAUUUCUACCGUUGGUGAUAAUUCAAAUCAGACGUGUAUUAUGUGUGAAUUUGUUAUGAAUUUAUUAAAAUCAUACAUUACAAAAAAAUCAACAGAACAACAAAUUGAACAAUCUCUAGAUCGAAUAUGUCAAGAAAUGCCAUCAUCAUUAAAACAAGAAUGUUUAUUAUUAAUUGAAAAUUAUUCACCAGCAAUUUUGAGUGUAUUGGCACAAGAAUUUGAUCCAAAAAGUGUAUGUCAAAAAUUGAGAAUAUGUACAAAAGAAUUGAGUCAACGUUUAAGUACUGAACAUUUAACAAAAGCAUCACUAUCAUCAUGUGGAAUAUGUGAUUAUUUUUCAACAUAUUUACAUUUUGCCAUACAACGUGAUUCAAGUGAAACAGCAGUUCAAAAAGCGUUACAAACUGUUUGUACACAUUUAGUGGUUGAUAAACGUAUGGAAUGUGAAACAUUACUUGCAUUGUAUACACCUCAAAUCGUAUCACACGCACUCAAAUUAGAUAUGGGUAAUAAUUUUUGUAAAGAAUUAAAAAUAUGUCAAACACCAAUGAUCGAAUUGUCACCUGGCAUUAAAACACCAGCAGGUGUUGUUCAUGUUCCAUUAACACGAGUACAAACGCCAAUACAUCAUCCUCAUCUAUCAUCCUACGAUCUUAAACAAGUAAUCGAUAAAAAUGUUGAUGCUGAGCCUCAGUGUAUAAUAUGCCAUUAUGUUGUAUCGUAUUUGGAUGCUAUAUUAAAAAAUAAUAAAUCCGAAGCAGCCAUCGAAUCAGCAUUAGAACAAGUCUGUUCUAUACUACCAGCUAAAGAACGUGGUCAGUGUGAUCAAUUUAUUAAAAAUUAUGGUCCAAUAUUAGCUAAAUUAGUUGAAGAAUUAGCUGAUCCACAAAUAGUAUGUCGCUAUAUGGGUCUAUGUCAAGUUAUUGUAGAUAAAGAAUCAGCAACAAUCAUAUCAGAAAAACCCUCAUCAACAUCUUCCCAUGAUAAUCAUCAAUAUGUUCACAUUCAGAUUCCUGCCUCAACACAUCAAACGAGUCCAUUUACAUGUACAAUUUGUACAUUUGUUGUUAGUCGAUUGAAAAAGAUUAUUGUUGAAAAUAAAACCGAGGGCAAAGUUAUACAAGCGCUUGAAAAUACAUGUACACUAUUUUCCGCAUUUGAUUUAAGACAAGAAUGUAAAUCAUUUGUUGAUGAAUAUGGACCAUAUCUUGUUCAAAUGGUUUCACAAGAUAUUGAUGCCAAAAUUGUUUGUCAAAACUUGCAAAUAUGUCAAAAAUCUGAACAAAAUCAACCAUGGAAAAUGACAACAAAAUCAACAGAUAUUGAAUUAUUAUCAUUAUCAACAAUAAAGAAAUCUCAUGCCAAAUGUAUCUUUGGAAUUAAUUAUUGGUGUACAAGUAGACAAAAUGCAGAAUUAUGCAAUGCGGUCGAAAUAUGUGAACAUCAAAUAUGGUCAAAACAAAAAAAUAUUAUUAUUUAG
Messenger RNA from Didymodactylos carnosus, 6348 nucleotides. Lineage: Eukaryota; Metazoa; Rotifera; Eurotatoria; Philodinida; Philodinidae. The record is from the annotation of a GenBank genome assembly.